Molecule: messenger RNA, 1391 nt
Organism: Nematostella vectensis (starlet sea anemone)
Lineage: Eukaryota; Metazoa; Cnidaria; Anthozoa; Actiniaria; Edwardsiidae
Product: UDP-xylose and UDP-N-acetylglucosamine transporter
Exons: 10
Coding region: 104-1090 (328 amino acids)
Biological process (GO): transmembrane transport
Cellular component (GO): endoplasmic reticulum membrane; Golgi membrane
Molecular function (GO): UDP-N-acetylglucosamine transmembrane transporter activity; UDP-xylose transmembrane transporter activity
Source: RefSeq, a predicted model, not a curated record
UGUAUUGUCCCACAAUACUUGGGCUGUGAGAGAAAGUCAUCCAUGACCUUUGAUAUUGAUUAAUUGUUUCGUAACAGUUAUAUUGACUGGAUAAGACUGUAGGAUGCACCCAGCUUUAGCUAUUAUAUUAGUGUUUGUGGGGUGCUGUUCGAAUGUGGUGUCACUAGAACUCGUGAUAAGGGAAGUACCAAGCUCUGGUAACUUCAUAACAUGUGCCCAGUUUGUGUUCAUUGCCCUGGAGGGCUUUGUUUUUACAACCAACUUUGGCCGUAAGCAGCCUGCUAUUCCUAUAAGGCAUUAUAUUACCAUGGUGGCUUACUUCUUUGUUACAAGUGUCAUCAACAACUAUGCAUUCAACUUUAACAUCCCUGUCCCUCUCCACAUGAUAUUCAGGGCUGGUUCUUUAGUUGCAAACUUAAUUCUUGGUGUGAUUGUGCUGAAUAGGAGCUACCCCAUGUCCAAGUACCUAUCUGUUCUGAUGGUAACAUGUGGUAUCUCCAUUUGUACAAUUGUAUCAGCACAUAGAGUAGAGGUGCAUCACACUGCAGCUACUGACCAUGACUUCUUCUGGUUAUGUGUUGGUAUUGCCAUGUUGAUCACUGCUCUACUACUUUCUGCAAGAAUGGGCAUUUAUCAGGAACAGCUAUACACCACUUAUGGAAAACACCCCAAGGAGGCCUUGUUCUAUGCUCAUGCCCUUCCUUUGCCUGGGUUCCUCUUACUUGUCAAGGACCUAUAUCGCCACGUUAUCAUAUUCAAUGCAUCAGAACCAUUUAUCCUGUUCGGGACCAGUCUCUUCAUUCCCAAGCUGUGGCUCUACACGCUCGGCAAUAUGGUCACGCAAUACGUGUGCAUCCGGUCUGUCUACAUUCUGACGUCAGAGUGUACGUCACUCACUGUCACGCUAGUGGUCACGCUACGCAAGUUUCUCAGUCUCCUGGUCUCAAUUUUCUACUUCAGGAACCCCUUUACUGUAUAUCACUGGAUAGGCACUGCUCUAGUAUUCUCCGGGACUUUAAUCUUUGUCGAAAUAUUUAGUAAGAUCAAACAGGUUUUCUUGCCAAUUAAGAAAGAAGAAAAAGUCGAGUAGUUAGUUUCCAGGGCCAUAGGAGGUGGGCACUGGGGGCACGUGCCCCCCAAUAUGUUAAAAAAUAUAAGGAAUUGACCAGUAGGGGCGAGGCUGUGCCCCAGAAUAUUUUCCUUAUGCUUUUGUAUUAUGCCCCCCCCCCCCAAUAUUUCGAGGCCCACUACGGCACUGGUUUACAUACCUCCUCUACAUGCAUCUAUCUAUUCAAAGCGAAGACUUCAAGUUUCCUAUAGCCUGCGUGCAGCCGGAAAUAGAAAUGGAACUAUUUUAUAAUCUGUUAUAAAUAAACAUUGUAUAUAUUGUG